CCGCCGCUCUCGUCAGUCAGUCGGCGAUCGGCGCUCGUGCUGUUGGUUUCGUACGCUUCGGUGACUCCAAAUCUGCUACAUCGAUCGCGAUCGCUACCCGUCGUACGCGCGUUCGUGCGAAUCUUUCAAAGUGUCGCCGAGUGUCUCGCAUUUGUAAAUUUUUCGUCCGAAAGUUCUGUCCCGCUUUGUACUCGUUAUUUGCCUUUUAUCCUCGGGGUGAUCGUAUCGAGGGGUUUGAUAGAUCCUUCGCUGCUUCCUAUCGUGAUACGGAUCGAUUAUCUUAUCGCGGCCCGACGAGAGACGAGAAGAGGAGAAGGUGUAGUAGAUCGCCUUGUGGGAUUAUCGCGAAUAUUACGCGAUCGUUACGACCAGCCGAUAUAAUGAAGUCGAAGACGAGCGAGAAUUUUAUUGCGAGUGAAAGUAACGGGGUCAAGAGGGACCAGCAACUGAAGCAGAAACAGCUCAAGAGUGGUAAAACAUUCUGUCAGUCUUGCAAGAAGAAGUGCAGCGGGGAGGUGCUACGAGUGCAGGACAAGUAUUUCCACAUAGGUUGUUUCAAGUGUGCUCAGUGCAACGCGAGCUUGGCACAGGGUGGCUUUUUCGCGCGCGAGGGCUCUUACUACUGCACGAAGGAUUACAGAGAACGCUGGGGGACAAAGUGCGCAGGUUGCGGAGAAUACGUGGAAGGCGACGUGGUCACCGCAGGGGACAAGCACGCUUUCCAUCCGAAUUGUUUCCAUUGCCAGCGGUGUAGGCAACCGUUACUCGGCCAAGGGACCAAGGUGUCCCUCGUUCAAGGUCAAGCUCUGUGUCAUCGAUGCGUCGGUAUCCCGGUUCGAGAGGCCUCGACGCCGGUCGGCAAUAGCUCCGCUACCAGAGGAUCCGGAGACGGGCCCUCCGACCCCGGUGCCUGCGCUGGUUGCGGAAACCAAUUACGGGAAGGUCAAGCUUUGGUCGCUCUCGAUCGACAGUGGCACGUAUGGUGCUUCAAGUGUCACACCUGUGACACCGUACUUCACGGAGAAUACAUGGGAAAAGAUGGAGUGCCUUACUGCGAGAAGGAUUAUCAGAAGCAGUUCGGCGUGAAAUGCGCCUACUGCAACCGUUACAUCAGCGGAAAGGUGUUACAGGCCGGAGACAAUCAUCACUUCCAUCCGACCUGUGCUCGUUGCACCAAGUGUGGCGAUCCUUUCGGCGAUGGAGAGGAAAUGUAUUUGCAGGGUGCAGCCAUAUGGCAUCCCCGUUGCGGUCCGGGUCCUAGCGGUCCGAACGGUAUCGUGAAUGGUCACGGCGAAGCUCACACGCCGCAGCAUCGAGAGUCGGAACGGAUUUCCAGCAGCGCUUCGGAGAUGCAGUUUUCAUUGCGGUCACGCACGCCAAGCCUGAACGGAUCACUCUGCAGCCCUUACAGCAGCCUCAGUCGCAAGUAUUACCCUGCGCGAACUGGCAGUCCUGGACUGAUAUUGCGAGAGUACGGACGUGGUCCAUCCGAAGACGUGUCUAGGAUUUAUACUUAUUCGUACUUGACCGAAACGCCGAGCCAAGGGUACUUGAGACGUCCGAUACAGCCGUACGACAAACCACCGACUAGCCCACACUUUCAUAGACCUAGCUCGUCACGUUCGAUAAGAAGCAGUGGCGGACGCAGCAGCCGAUCUGGAAUGCGCGCUCUGGUCGAUGCUCUCAGCGAGACCAGGCCCAAGUCACCGGCCAGUCAAGUAGAUAAUGACGAGCCAAUAGAGCUAGCGCAUUAUCCGGACGCCAUGAAACCUCCUCCUGGAACCAAACCGCCGAUCGAAAGAGACGAUUUCCCUGCCCCACCUUAUCCCUAUACAGAUCCUGAGAGACGUAGGCGAUGGUCUGACACUUACAAGGGUGUACCUGCAUCGGACGACGAGGACGAGGUGGACAACAAGACGUAUAUAAAAGAGGUGGAGGAGAAGCUAAAGAAAGAACAGGACGAGCUAAGUAAAAUCGACACUGGAAUAGCGAAGGUGUUCUUGCAAGAUCGUGAAAAGGAUCGGGAAAAUUUGAGACACAAGGCCGCGAACGUCGAUCCAAGAAACGCAUCGAGAACUCCAUCGGCUGCCAGAGAACCGACUUACAGAUUGCGAUACGAGAGUCCGGUUGGCGCUUCGCCAUCGAGAAAUAUAGAUCACGCCCGACCGUGGGAAGACGACGAUGGUUUCAGUUACAGAUCGAGCGUAGGACCCAGCUAUAACGUUGGGAGGUCAUCGGCACGUUCCCCGGCUCCCAGAAACUAUCCACCCCUUGGUACUCAACGCGCCUUCACUCUUCCAAACGCCGCUAGGCACUAUCAUUCGGUGAUUGUGAGCUCCCUUCGGCACAUCCCGAAGCCAGGGUACGGUCUGGCACCGCGAAGUCACACCUUCUCCUCGACCGGCGGUUCUGUAUCUGCUCUCCCUGGUGAUUAUUCGUUCAGUGGGAUGGGAGACAAGACGCACAGCACUGAUUUCUCGUCUGGCAAAUCAGAUAUAUCGACAGGCAGCAUCACGGAUGUGGAUCGACGGGCAUUGAAUGAUGGUGGAAUGCUGCCAUCAUCUACCACGUAUACAGGUGGCCUAGGUUCGGUAGUCGGAAGUCACGGGGGCCAUCACGUAAGGAGAUCACUGCCAGAUAUGGGAACAGCGCCGUCCGAACCGCCGAAACUCUACCCUUACCACUUGCUCGUCAUCACCAACUACAGGCUGCCCGCUGAUGUGGAUCGUUGCAAUCUCGAACGGCACCUUUCUGACGCGGAAUUCGAGGCAGUUCUUCAAUUUACUCGUGCCGAGUUCUAUAGACUACCGCAAUGGCGUCGUAACGAAAUUAAAAGACGAGCCCGGCUGUUUUAACCGGCAACGACCACGCUACGUGUUCUACUUAUUACCUUCAUCGUGUCACGACUGUGUUAUCGUGUUAUAGAGUGUACAUUCCUUCAGCGUGAUAGGUGUAUAACGAGAGAGAAGAAAAUGAGGAACACAUGUUCGGGAACCAACGAUCCGUACUGGUCUUCGAUCACGAACAUCGAUAUCGAAUCAUCGUCAUCGUCGUGGAUGAAAAACGAUCGAGAGAAUCUCGAUCGUAUCCUCAUACACUCGCAAAGAAACGUAUAGAUGCAUACACACGCGUAUAAACAUGUGUUCGUCGUUCACACAAUGACGCAAACUCACGAGUCAACUCUGUCAAAUAGACACAAAGGAGCGCACUACAAUUCGAUGUCAAUUUUGUUCUCUCAGCAACGAAUCCACAGGCAGCUUGACUCUGAUCAUUGACAAACUACUUCAUCACCCUGUGACUUCGGUGCUUCUUUCGGGACAAUCUUCGCUGUUCAUAAGAAUAAGGGAGAAAAAUAUGUUUAUCCGUUUCUGUGCUUAAGAAAAACAAACCUGCCGUAAAUAUAAGUCGAAGACGAAACGGAGAAUGGAAACAAGUUGAAACCUUCAAACGCUUGAUCCGACAUUAUUAACGAAGGAAGGUCGUACAUCGACUACUACUGUUAUCGAUGAUCGUUUCAGAGGGAACGAUUUGAGAAAGAGGAAGCUGUCAUCCUGUAUCUAACAUGUACACUUUCAUGGCCAUGAAUUUCACGGUUUGAAAAGUGAAAACGGUAGAUGGGUAAUAAUUUUAGCGAAGUAGCUGAAUAUAAGGGUGACAAACAUCGUCCGAGGUUUUAUCAUUUAACAGGAACAUCGUCUUGUAACUUAGAGUUUUUCCCACGAAUGUCAACGUAUAAAAUAGCGCGGCGGGAAGAUGUGCAAGAUUUAAAGCGAAUAAAAGCCGGAGAAAUGGUAACACUAUGUAGCUGACAUACAUGCGUUGUUGUAAAUAAACGAACGAACCAGAAAGGAUGAAAGAAGCAACGGAAGUACGAGGAAGUAUAUAUAUAUAUACAUGCUUAUAUAUGUGUGUGUAUAUAUAUAUACGUUCACAUACGUAUAUACACCAUUUUGAGAAUUCGCUUGAAUCACAGAACACAUUUACUAUUUGCAAAAGGUUAUAACACAAACGCGCUGCCUGCUAUCAUAGGAGCUAUCACUAUUAUUAUUAUUAUUAUAAUUAUUAUUAUUAAUUUUUAACUAUUAUUAUUAUUAUAUUUUACUAUAAGCAACAUGAAAAAUUUAAGAUACAUAUAAGUAGAUAGGAAGUUCAGCUUGCCGGAUGACGUAAUUAUCAACGUAUUUAAAUAUUAUCGUCAAUUUUGCAUGUUGUUUCACUAUUUCAACACGUGCGCGCAGACGACGUAUCUGUUGGCAAACUACUCUACGUAGGUAUAAGAUUUUCCUUAACUCGAUUUCCCUCGACUUGUAUCGACGAUACACGAAAAAGCGUUCUGUGGUGCGGGCAGUUACGAGAUGCAUAUCGCGAACGUAUCUAUGCGUAUUCGAAUAAACGAAAAUUAUGGAGAAACGGGAAGAUAAAAAAGGGGAAAAAGAAAUAACAUUUAUCGCAGCCAGUUGUUCUACCUUAUGCGACUAUGUCAGGCGGCAAGCUGAAGACGCGAAAGAAAAGGUGUGCGUACGUUGAAAUGCAACUAUUAAAUUUGAUCCAACGGGAUACAAAUUCUCGUACGAUUUCGUGAAGCGUAACGUAUAUCAAAACCGAUCGCAACUUUGCGACGUAAUGAAAAACGUAAGAAAAAAAAAAAAAAGAAGAAAUAACGAUGGGGUGCGUUUUCGAUCUGGCGGGAAAAACAUACACGCGGAGAUGUGCGUCCUUCGAACGAGCUGAAAAUUACAUUUUAUUCUACAUUUCGUCUCGCCCUGAGUCAUACGUGCCUAUAUAUAUAUAUAUAUAUAUAAAUCGGCGGAGAUUUCUGAACACGUGAAGUCGUGAGAGAGCGCUUUCGACAAAGUACGCGUUGCGUACGUUCGUGAAAUUUCUUGCAGUGUUUUUCUCACGGCUUCGUUACGAGAAGAUGGGAACGUGCUCCAUGAUCUUGUGCAAUGCGACUUUGCGAACUCAUCGGACGAAGAGAAAAUAAAAAAAACAAAAAAUUUCAGGAGAAAAGUAAUCAUGUACUCUGCAUGAAAGGAUAUAUCAUUUGUGCGUAUAUUUAUCAGAGCAAACGAAAAGGGACAGGAACAGAGAGUUCUCUUAUUCGCGUGAUAUCGUUUCUCGUUUCCUAAUUAGUCCGCUUUUGUACACACUUUCAGAAUCAAUAAACUGCGAUAUUCCUCUUUUAUUUGCAAUGUUUUAUCGAUAGAAGCCAAAUUUCGAUCGUUGCUCGAGGUUACUUUUGUUUUUUUCGUCGAUCGUGUAUCAUUUUUUACGUUUUUUCAUCCCGUUUUCUUUCCUACGUCUCGCUUCUGUUUACUUUCUUUCUAUUUUCUUCGUCCUACCGCGUUCUUCCGGCUCGUUUUUAAUCGAACAAGAGUCACGCGUUAAUGAUAUAUUUUAAUUUAGUGAUCGCUGUCGGAUCAUGGUGCACCGUGUCGUAUAUUACCGUGCAAUGCGAACCAAUGUAUAUUUCUGUUGUAUAGAGCACAUUGCUUCCGCUAGUCCCUCAAGUUAAACGAACGCAAACCUACACCUAGUAUUCGCGCGUCUCUUCGCAUUCUCAUCGAUGCAUUCAACGACGCGAUCGAACCUUUGCUCGUAUCACUUGCGUACUUUCCACGUCUCGUCGUUGUCAAAGCGAUGCGUUACAAACAUGUGUGGUUAUCGAUCCGUUAUUGUACAAGAUUUUCUUCGAACGAUUCUUUUUUCUCGAAAACUUUUACUCCUACUUUUUAUUAAAAACCGCAUGGAAAAUUAUACAUUACGAUAUAUCAUAUAAACGAUUCGUCGUUCGCACUUUGGUUCCUAGUAAUUUCUUCGCCUUACAUAAUACACUUCUGUCGACCGUAUUUCUUAUUACUAUCUCAUGAAAUAAAUAAAUCACUUGUCCCAGCGUUGCCUUUCGCAA
Molecule: messenger RNA, 5908 nt
Organism: Bombus pascuorum
Lineage: Eukaryota; Metazoa; Arthropoda; Insecta; Hymenoptera; Apidae
Gene: Unc-115a
Product: actin-binding LIM protein 2
Exons: 16
Coding region: 381-2855 (824 amino acids)
Biological process (GO): cytoskeleton organization; lamellipodium assembly
Cellular component (GO): actin cytoskeleton
Molecular function (GO): actin filament binding
Source: RefSeq, a predicted model, not a curated record